This is a messenger RNA of Necator americanus (New World hookworm), 1725 nucleotides long. RefSeq lists its product as uncharacterized. The transcript has 16 exons. The record is from RefSeq and is a predicted model, not a curated record. Gene Ontology annotation, molecular function: 4 iron, 4 sulfur cluster binding; metal ion binding; GTP 3',8'-cyclase activity. Gene Ontology annotation, biological process: Mo-molybdopterin cofactor biosynthetic process. The coding region runs from base 1 to 1725 and encodes 574 amino acids. NCBI's taxonomy places the organism in Eukaryota, Metazoa, Nematoda, Chromadorea, Rhabditida, Ancylostomatidae.
AUGCCGCUUUCCCGACUUUCGGUACCUGCAGACUUGUGGAAAGCCAGUCGACGAUUUCAGUCUGUUGCUCCUUUAUUAAAACCGAAAAGGGAUGCUAUUCGGGCUUUAAUCAAUCAAAUUGAAAAAGAGAAAGGAGCAGCAAAAUUACCGUUCGUUGACACACAUGGACGUGUUCACAGUUACCUCCGGAUAUCACUUACUGAAAAGUGUAAUCUCAGAUGUUUGUACUGCAUGCCUGAAGAGGGAGUACAACUUACACCACCAUCAAACUUGUUGACUUCAGAUGAAAUUGUCAGACUUGUUGAAUUAUUUGCUAGUCAUGGUAUAGAUAAAAUUAGGUUGACAGGUGGAGAACCGACGAUAAGAAGAGACAUAGUCGAGAUAGUAGAAAGGAUACGAAACAUUGACGGGAUCGUGGAUAUAGGGUUGACAUCAAAUGGUAUAGUACUUGCGAAGAAGUUACGUCAACUUAAAGAAGCUGGUCUCACAAAGGUAAACAUAAGUCUAGAUACGUUAGUUGAUCAUAAAUUUACGCUAAUGACUAGAAGAAAUGGUUUUGCAAAAGUUAUGAAGAGCAUCGACCUCGCUGAAGCAUUGUUCCCCACAGUGAAGAUCAAUACGGUGGUGAUGCGAAAUAUAAAUGAUGACGAAGUGAAUGAUUUCGUUAAUUUGACGAAAAAUCGCCGAUUAGAUGUUCGAUUUAUCGAAUAUAUGCCAUUUGGUGGGAAUCACUUCUCGACGAAAAAAUUCAUUGAUUUUAAAGCACUUCUUGCUAUUAUCAACCAAAAGUACAACGGAUUAGUCGAACGCUUGCAGGAUGCACCACAUGCCACCACUAAGGCUUUCAAAAUAGCUGGGUUCAAAGGGCAAUUCGGAUUCAUCACCUCAAUGAGCGAUCAUUUUUGUGGUACGUGCAAUCGCUUACGCAUAACGGCUGAUGGAAAUCUCAAGGUAUGCCUCCACGGAAACGCGGAAGUGAGCAUGCGAGAUCUUCUUCGAAGACAUGCUUCUUCGGAUGAAAUCUCCGACGUGAUUCAGAAGGCUGUUACAAGAAAAAAGAAGCAACACGCGGAUUAUAGGGAUGGAAAAUCUCCAACAUAUGCCCAAUCGGCCUAUGAUUCUCAUUGGAGGAUAACAAAAUGCGACUUGUAUUCUUCUGUAAUUACAAGUUCUUUAUCUCGUCUGCUUCCUUUUGUAUCAAACAUAUCUACAAUUCGAUUGUGUUCAAAAGCGUCUCACAUCAGCAACGGCUUCUCACAUGUUUCAAAAGACGGGUCCGCAAAGCAGGUUGACAUUUCUCAUAAGCCGGUUUCAUUCCGAGAAGCUGUCGCCGAAGGUAAAAUUAAGUUAACACAAGAACUCGUCCACCAGAUCAAAAACAACACGUCAAGGAAAGGCGAUGUCCUGAAUAUUGCCCGAAUAGCGAGCGUGAUGGGAGCGAAACUUACCGCGAGUCUCAUACCACUUUGUCAUAACAUAACCAUCAGUUAUGUGCACACAGAGUUUCGCCUUGAUGAGAAUGAGUGCGUUCUUUUCAUUCGUACAACUGCAAGAACAACUGCAAAUACUGGAAUUGAAAUGGAAGCACUUACCGCAUGUACUAUAGCUGCACUUACAGUUUAUGACAUGUGCAAAGCAGUAACACAGGAAAUGGUAAUCAGUGACAUACGUCUAAUUUCGAAAAGUGGUGGUAAAACAGAGUACAAAGCCGUCUCCAACUUCUGA